Messenger RNA from Tribolium madens (black flour beetle), 640 nucleotides. RefSeq lists its product as uncharacterized. The record is from RefSeq and is a predicted model, not a curated record. Bases 190 to 579 code for a protein of 129 amino acids. The transcript has 3 exons. NCBI's taxonomy places the organism in Eukaryota, Metazoa, Arthropoda, Insecta, Coleoptera, Tenebrionidae.
GGCAGCUGCUAUCAAUCAGUUUUCGUUUCAUCGAAGCUGUUGAUAUUUUUUAUUCAAAGUUUUGGUGUAUACUAUGACGUGUUUUACGUUCAACACCCGCAGCUUCUUAAUUUACUUCAAGCCGUCAUUUGUGUAUGGCUCUCCCGUCAAUCGUCUUGCAAAAAUGCGAGUGCAGUGAUAAAGUGUAAAAUGGUACAAGUGGCCGAAGUGAAGGAGAAUUUUGUUGUGCAAGGACCUCACAGAGAAGCUUUGAGGGAGGAGCGCCGUAGAACUGGAAGAUAUGUAGCGACUGUGAUAGCAAUUUUUGUUUCUUUAUUCGGUUUGUAUCAGGCGAUGGCUCGAGGGACGCCCGAAUAUGCAGCAUUUUUUUUACCGGCACUGAUUAUGUUCUUCUACGUGCUUUGGAUUCUAUACGCUUCCAGGUCUCGCGGCAAACUUUCCACCGAUGGAACUACCGAAGCUCUGGAAGACAAUAAAAGUGUUACUGAGAAUCCUUCUGGGGACAACAGUGGUACAAAUCCCAAACCAUCCACCUCCCAGAAGCAACACAUUUUUUCUAGAUCCUAUUCCGUAGCGUAAUUGAAAUAAAUGAUAUAAUGUUCAUUGUUUUUAUACUUCAGAUACGAUCAAUAAAUUUUUG